UUUUUAUCCAUAUCACAUUCACAUUCUAUCCUUCAUCUUCAGUUCUCAUUGAUAACAUAUGUGUUUCUUGUAAAUUUUAUGUUUUAUCAGAACAAAAGUUACACAGAAAUGACUACCAGAGUUGCAAAAUCAAGCAAAGAAUCCUCUAAACCGCCUAAAUGUAAAAAUAAUAGUAAGAUUGCUAAGAAAGAGAAGAGAUGCAAGGGGACUAACAGAUCAAAAGAGGUGGAGAUCACAAGAUCAAAGGAGUUGCAGAUCGCAUCGUCAACCAGUUUAUUGCAAAGAUUAUAUGGAACCUGUAAAGAUGUGUUCAGAAGUGAAGGUGUUGCUGAUUUACAUCUGUCUGAUGUCCAAGCACUCGCACACAUUCUUGAUAGCAUGGUGCCUGAGGAUGUAGGUCUGUGUCCGGAGAUUAAGUUCUUCAACCCAGCUGCUGCUUUUGAGGGGGUUCCAAGAGUCGGAUACACCAGCCUAUAUGAAUGCAAGAAAUUCUCGCUUUGCAUCUUUUUCCUGCCUACAAAUGCUGUCAUUCCUCUGCAUAACCACCCGGGGAUGACCGUGUUCAGCAAGCUUUUAAUAGGCACAAUGCACGUCAAAGCAUAUGACUGGGUUGAUCAGGCUGAAUCCGAGGACUCGUCUACACCUCCUUCUAAAUUCAGACUGGCAAAGCUGAAAGCAAACGGUAUUCUCUCAGCCCCAUGCGACACAUCUGUCCUGUAUCCGACUUCUGGGGGCAACAUCCAUGAGUUCAGAGCUGUAACACCUUGUGCAAUCCUUGAUGUCAUUGGUCCCCCCUAUUCCCUAGAAGAGGGUCGCGAUAGCACGUACUACAACGACAUUCCCUACUCUGCAUUGCCAAAGGCGCGUAAAGGAAGCUUGAUCAACGAAGAAGAGGCCGAGUCCUAUGGAUGGCUGGAAGAGAUCGAGAUGCCAAAUGAGGCGGUGAUGUAUGGAGUUCAUUACAUGGGACCUGAGAUAAUUGAAACUGCUCCUUAGUUUCAUUUCUAGAUAGCUAGAGUGUGCUAUCGUAGUUUAUCUUUAUCUCUAGUUGUUGUCUUUGUCAAACUCUGUUUGUGGCAAUGUUAUGUCUUGUACAUUAAAUGUUGUAAAACUCUUACCUGAGUUAUCCGGACCAUCUACUUUUGUCAUGAAUGUGCUGUUUAAAUAUGUUAUGCUAUGUUGGUCCUUUCAUAAA
Daucus carota subsp. sativus is the source of this 1195-nucleotide messenger RNA. RefSeq names its product plant cysteine oxidase 1. Gene Ontology annotation, molecular function: oxidoreductase activity, acting on single donors with incorporation of molecular oxygen, incorporation of two atoms of oxygen. The transcript has 5 exons. NCBI's taxonomy places the organism in Eukaryota, Viridiplantae, Streptophyta, Magnoliopsida, Apiales, Apiaceae. The record is from RefSeq and is a predicted model, not a curated record. The coding region runs from base 79 to 996 and encodes 305 amino acids.